Molecule: messenger RNA, 978 nt
Organism: Pistacia vera
Lineage: Eukaryota; Viridiplantae; Streptophyta; Magnoliopsida; Sapindales; Anacardiaceae
Product: N-alpha-acetyltransferase MAK3-like
Exons: 4
Coding region: 74-658 (194 amino acids)
Biological process (GO): N-terminal peptidyl-methionine acetylation
Cellular component (GO): NatC complex
Molecular function (GO): protein-N-terminal amino-acid acetyltransferase activity
Source: RefSeq, a predicted model, not a curated record
GGGCCAAUUGAAUUGAAGCCCAAAAACAAAGACGACAUAGAAGUGAAGUUCCCCUGCUUGAAUCUACUGAAAGAUGGAAUCCGAACAACAACCGGAAUCAACGAACAAAGAAGAGUUCGACUCGUCGGAGAUAGAGUACGUAAGCUACGCUGGAGAACAUCACCUGCCGUUGAUCAUGAACCUCGUCGAUCAAGAACUUAGUGAACCCUACUCUAUCUUCACUUACCGCUACUUCGUCUAUCUCUGGCCCCAUCUUUCUUUCUUGGCGUUUCACAAAGGUAAAUGUGUGGGCACAGUUGUGUGUAAGAUGGGAGAACAUCGAGCUACUUAUAGAGGUUACAUUGCUAUGUUGGUUGUUAUUAAACCUUAUCGUGGAAGAGGCAUUGCGACUGAACUCGUUACUAGAUCGAUUAAGGUGAUGAUGGAAGCUGGCUGUGAAGAGGUAACGUUGGAAGCAGAAGUCACAAAUAAAGGAGCACUUGCACUAUAUGGACGUCUUGGGUUUAUUAGGGCAAAACGGUUGUUCCGCUACUAUUUGAACGGUGUUGAUGCUUUUCGACUGAAGUUGUUAUUCCCUUGCCCAGAGAUACACCCAGCGUUGUCUAUGAUGGCGGAAAGAGAUGACAGCCACAUGCAUCAUGAUCACAUGGUGCCAUGAGAAUGUCACCAACCCCAUUAAGGUCGAUUAUGAUCACAUAGCAUAGCAGCCGGGGAAUGGUGAAGAAUUCUAUCAAGGCUCCUAAGUUUACAAUUCCCCUCUUUGAGAUAUAUUAAACUUUUGCAUAUUCAAAUUUAUUAUUAACUGUAACAUAUAACUGUGUUACUAUGUUUGAGAAUUGUAAAUUUCAUCCGAUUUUCAAAAUUGAUCGAUGAUGAGUUCUGGUUUUUGUAGCUCCAAUGGUUUAGUUUGAAGAGUUGAAGUAGAAUAACAAUAUAACAUUAAGCUUAAUUUUAUUUUAUUUGAUUUUAUUAUUUUUU